This is a messenger RNA of Naumovozyma dairenensis CBS 421, 750 nucleotides long. It is a transcript of the gene AIM2, whose product is annotated as protein AIM2. Bases 1 to 750 code for a protein of 249 amino acids. The transcript has a single exon. The record is from RefSeq and is a predicted model, not a curated record. Gene Ontology annotation, molecular function: hydrolase activity. NCBI's taxonomy places the organism in Eukaryota, Fungi, Ascomycota, Saccharomycetes, Saccharomycetales, Saccharomycetaceae.
AUGGCAUCUAACCCUCCAGGAAAAUGUUGCUUUUCAGGUUACCGUCAUGAAGGUGAAACAUCCGGUGUUCACGAAAUGAUGUACAAUGUAGAAACUUAUAUCACUGGUACUACAUCUCCCUCAGAUAAAGUAAUUGUAAUCAUGACUGAUGUCUAUGGGAAUCAUUUUACAAAUGUUCUGUUGAUUGCCGAUCAAUUAGCUCUUGCUGGGUUUAAAGUGUAUAUCCCUGAUAUUUUAUUCGGUGAUAUCGUCAGUUCAAUGGAUGGAUCAGUAGAUUUCAAUGGUUGGUUAGCUAAACAUGACCCAAUCACCACCAGAAAGAUUGUUGAUAAUUUCUUAUCCAACUUGCGCAAAGAAUUCAACCCUAAAUUCGUUGGUAUCGUUGGUUAUUGUUUUGGUGCUAAAUUUGCUGUGCAACAAAUAAGUGAAGUUGAUGGGCUGGCUGAUAUAUGUGCUAUUGCACAUCCAUCCGGUGUCUCCAUUGAUGAACUUAAACUCAUUGGGAAAAAUAAACCUUUAUUGAUUGCCGCUGCUGAAACUGACCCGAUAUUCCCUGCUGAAUUAAGACAUCAAACGGAAGAUACAUUAAAGGAAAUUGGAGCUAGAUACCAAAUCGAUUUAUUCAGCGGUGUCUCACAUGGGUUUGCUUCAAGAGGUGAUGCUUCUGAUCCUGUUAUUAAAUAUGCAAUGGAUAAAGCUCUUCACGACCAAAUUUUUUGGUUCAAGCAUUUCUCUAAGGUCAAUAAAUAG